AUGGACAUUCGCCGGAGGCCUCCCUUACCCUCUCAGUCUCAAUACAAUCAAAAGCUUAAGCCUGCUACUUCUUCGCCUUCCGCCGCCUCCUCCGAUCAAGAGGCCGUCGAUCAGCGGUCUCCUAAAGCCUCCGACGCCCUCCCCCUUCCGUUAUACCUAACUAACUGCAUUUUCUUCACGCUUUUCUUCUCCGUCGCAUAUUUUCUUCUCCACCGGUGGCGCGAAAAGAUCCGUACAUCUAUUCCGCUUCACGUUGUUACACUCUCCGAGCUUGCCGCCAUUGUUACUCUAAUAGCGUCAUUCAUUUACCUUUUAGGUUUCUUUGGAAUUGACUUUGUUCAAUCCAUCAUUUCGCGAAAUUCGGCUUGGGAUCUUGAAAACGACGACGAACAGCGUUUCAUUGUGAACGAAGAUCGAAAUAUUCGUUGUCCCGUGCCGUCCUCUGUUUCUGCUAAACCUAGAUUAAUGGACCUUCCCACUACACCCUUGGUCUCCCAAGACGAUGAAGAGCUCGUUAAAUCUGUUGUUUCGGGGAAAGUUCCUUCUUAUUACUUGGAAUCAAAGCUCGGAGAUUGCUUUAGAGCGGCUAAAAUCCGGCGCGACGCGGUCCAGAGGCUGGUGGGUAGAUCUCUAGAAGGAUUGCCGUUAGAAGGGUUCGAUUAUGAUUCAAUUUUGGGGCAGUGCUGCGAGAUGCCAGUGGGAUACGUGCAGAUUCCGGUAGGAAUUGCGGGGCCGCUUUUGCUCAAUGGCUGCGAGUACUCAGUGCCAAUGGCCACCACGGAAGGCUGCUUGGUUGCGAGCACCAACAGGGGAUGCAAAGCCAUCUAUGCAUCUGGAGGUGCCACGUGUGUGCUUCUCCGAGAUGCCAUGACCAGAGCUCCAGUGGUGAGGUUCGCCUCCGCGAAAAGGGCAACAGAAUUGAAGUUCUUCAUGGAGGACCCUCUUAAUUUUGAUACGUUAUCUGUUGUUUUCAACAAGUCAAGUAGAUUUGCUAGACUUCAAGCUAUCAAAUGUGCUAUUGCGGGUAAAAAUCUUUACAUUAGAUUUAGCUGCAGCACUGGUGAUGCCAUGGGGAUGAACAUGGUUUCUAAAGGUGUUCAGAAUGUACUGGACUUCCUUCAAAAUGAUUUUCAUGAUAUGGAUAUUAUUGGUAUUUCUGGGAAUUUCUGUUCUGAUAAGAAACCAGCUGCUGUCAAUUGGAUUGAAGGGCGUGGAAAGUCAGUUGUCUGUGAAGCUAUCAUUUCUCGAGAUGUGGUGACAAAUGUAUUGAAAACCACGGUUCCUGCUCUCGUUGAGCUCAACAUGCUCAAGAACCUUACUGGCUCUGCUGUUGCUGGCGCUCUUGGUGGCUUUAAUGCUCAUGCUGCCAAUAUUGUCUCAGCUAUAUACAUAGCCACUGGGCAGGAUCCAGCACAAAAUAUAGAAAGUUCUCACUGCAUCACGAUGAUGGAGGCUGUCAACAAUGGUGACGAUCUUCAUAUAUCUGUCACCAUGCCUUCCAUUGAGGUUGGCACUGUUGGAGGUGGAACCCAAUUAGCAUCACAAUCUGCUUGCCUCAACUUGCUUGGCGUGAAAGGUGCGAACAAAGAAUCCCCAGGGUCGAAUUCCCAGCUCCUGGCCACCGUAGUUGCUGGUUCUGUCUUGGCAGGGGAACUUUCUUUGAUGUCUGCCAUUGCAGCUGGACAACUUGUCAAAAGUCACAUGCAAUACAACAGAUCAAGCAGGGAUAUGACGAAAAUUGGUUCCUAG
Fraxinus pennsylvanica is the source of this 1749-nucleotide messenger RNA. NCBI's taxonomy places the organism in Eukaryota, Viridiplantae, Streptophyta, Magnoliopsida, Lamiales, Oleaceae. The record is from the annotation of a GenBank genome assembly.